Gopherus flavomarginatus (Mexican gopher tortoise) is the source of this 8236-nucleotide messenger RNA. It is a transcript of the gene PRMT2IP, whose product is annotated as chromosome 9 C15orf39 homolog. Lineage: Eukaryota; Metazoa; Chordata; Testudines; Testudinidae. The record is from RefSeq and is a predicted model, not a curated record. The transcript is spliced from 3 exons. The coding region runs from base 987 to 5540 and encodes 1517 amino acids.
CCCCAUCCCCCUCUGCAACCAGUCAGAUACCUAGACUGAUUCAAUUCUCCGGCAGGGAGGAAUUAGUGGCAGAAGGGUACACACCUAGACAGAGCAGUGGGCCCAGGCCCCACCAGAGGGCCCCAGGCUCGAGUGGGAGGUAGGACGUCUCAGUGCCACUCCACUGGAGUUGGCCAGGCUCCUGGGCUGCUCACGCCAUGGCUCUGCCUCGCUCAUCAACUCAUGCUGUGCAGCUUUGGCUUGAGCCUGGCCAGCGACUUCAGCGCAGUGCCCGCCACGGUGAGCGGAGGCAAAGUCUCCAUGUGGCCGCGAAACACUUCGCGAGUCUCUUCAAUCCCACGCCCAGGCUGGGUCACAAUCUCAGCCCAGGCAGGCUGCCCUCAAACUGAGUCCCGGCUCAGCUCCUGCCAGCACUUCUUUCCCUUUCAACUCCUCCCUCUUCCCCACCCUCUCCCUAGGGCCCCCCUUAUCCUCCUACCCCCUUCCCCUUCCUCCCACUGACUAACUUCCUCUUCACAUUCACAAUGCAGCGGGUUCUCAGCUCUGGCCGGCAGCGGCUCCAAACCCGUUCCUGCGGUGGAGUGUUGUUCUUCCCCUCUUGAUCCGGAGCAGCCCGGGAGGAAAAGCCUGUCAGGGCUGAAUUUACAGCCCUGGAUGCCUGCCUGCCCCGAUCGCUCUCACGCGGACGGAGUGGGGCUGGGACCAGCGCUCCCUUGCUCGGAGGUGGAUGCGGCGUGGCUGGGAGCGCACGGCGGGCUUUGGGAAGAGAGGUACCCAGACGUGGCUGCUGAGCGCCCGGCUUCACUGCCCUGCCCAGCGCAGAGAGCCCCUUCCUCCGCCGGAGCCCCCCACUGGCUCUGGACCAUGCGCCUGGAGAGGGCCAGUUUACCUGCGGGGAGCAGCCGGUCCCGGCACCAGCAGCCACGGGCAAGUCAGAGUGAAUCCCCUAUUGUGCAGCCAGGACACGAGGUGGAGAGUGACUUAUAAUGGCUGGGAAACGACACUUAGAGGACCUGGACUCUGUGGCCUACAACAAGUUACCUCGGCUGGAGACAGAGCCAAAUUGUGUCCUCCCCACGGGCUUGUGUAAAUCAAGCCCCUUGCCUAGUCAUGGCUCUGAAAACCAUUUUAGCUACAAGGGAACCUACUUUGCUUAUCCGCUGCAAAGCCCCAAUGGGAUCGAGUCUCUGACCCACUGGAGUCCAGCUGCAUCUUACAUGCAAUAUCCAGGUAAUGCUGCCAGCCAGCACAUGAGGACAGAUAGUGCGCUGAUGAACUGCCUGCUGUAUGGACGAGAAGCUGAGAGCCUGGCGGUAAGACUCCGGAGCUCUGGUGCUGACAAAGGGAAGGACAGCAUGGUCCGAGACCACUUGGUAGUUCAGGAGAAGUGGGCAAAUCAUAUGCAGCAGGCACAGGGCCAUGCUUUCCCAGUGCAAAAACCUGGGCUUCUAAACAAAACAGUUGCUCAAGCACCUACAGGGUAUGCCACCUUGGCAGUGCCCAAGCCAGUUUACAGAAGCCCUGUUUGCUAUGUGGACCCCAGGGCUUCUAUGUCCUUACAAACUCAGAUGGAGAGUAUGCAGAAGAGGGUGUCGGAAGUGGAAUGGACUGUACCAACCCCAGUACCCUCAGGGUACUAUAUCCAUGCAAAAGACCAGUCUUGUGGGACUGCUUUACCCAAGAGAGCCCAUCAUCCUGAUCCCAGCUUCCUGCAGUUACACCAAGGCACAGGGAUUCCCACUAAAGAGAUGGUAGCAGCCUCUGUAGGCUUUCCACCUUACCAUGCAGCGUUUGAGAAAUACAGAGUACAUCAAAGCACCUCCUUUCCUGAAGCAAACUACCCAGCCGUGUACAACAACCCAAAAAGGGUCAAAGAUGUACAUGGCAGCAGCUUAUCCCAGCAUACAUGGUCCAAACUACAGCCUGCCGCUGCCAGCCCACUAGCCCGUUCCCAAACAGCAGCCUAUCAGGAUAGAUCUCCAGCUUGCUACUCAGUGUCUCACUAUCCACUGACCUCACACAAGCAAACGUUUCUUUAUCAGGAGGCACCUCAUGCUGAGGAACAGAAUGGCACUCUGUCGACCUUGCCAACUGCAGGUGGCUACAAAGGAACUAACUUUCCAGGAAGCGGGGAACCUCGGCCCUUUUCUAGCACUUACCUGAGGCAUCAUUCCCCGAGAGGCUAUUACGCUAGCCCUCUGGAGAGCUAUGUGUAUAGCCCAGCUGGUCUAAUUCCAGUGGCCUCUCCAGCUUUGAAGCCUGGAGUUUCUUCUAGCGAACCAGAGCUGCAGCAGAAUUCUAGCUGCAAAGUGGACUAUCUGCAGCAGAACCCCAGUUUUGUUUUUGCACCUUCUGACAUAGCUUUGUACAAUGCCUCCUUAGCCAAUACAGAUGCGGGUCAUGAUGGGCACAUUGAUAGCAGAGUAGCUACUUCUCAUGAGACUCAGUCAAUGAGGGAGAAUCCCAGAAGCAAAGAGGUUGCUAACCAGCAUGGUGCUUUCCAACUGAUUGGUGCUCUAGAUAGGCUACCCAACAGCUCCAAAAGGCUCACUGAAGCACUACCUAAAGGAGAGCCAGGCUAUGGGUCAGGCCUGUGUCAGACAGAACAACCCAGCCUGCAUGGAAAGGAACAAUCUCACUCGGAGAGAAGGUCCAGCUUAUCCAUGAAAGAGCCUAUGCACAGAAACGCAGGGAUUCAUGAAGCUCAGUUAGGAGCUCCCAUUGUCAUUACUGAUAGUCCAGUUCCAUACCACCACCACAAAAAAGGAGAAGCCCCCAAUGUCAAAGGCAGGCUUGUUUCCUCACCCCAGAUAACUUCUUCUGAGGAGGGACUGAAAAGUCUGAGAGAUGCAGGUUCUCCUCCCUCCUCCCCACCUAUGCCAGUUAUCAACAAUGUCUUUAGCCUGGCACCUUACCGGGACUACAUAGAAGGGUCCAAAGGAUCGGCAGAGAUUCCCUUCUCAAAAGAUCACCAAGAGGAAGAGUCCCCCUUCCAAAACAGCCUGGCAAGUGGAGACUGUAAGGCUGUCUCAGAGCCACCUUCUGCCAAGGAUUCAUUAGAAAAGCCUCUUGGGAAAGAAGCAACCGAGGCCCUAAGAGCAGAGAUGGGGAUGGGUGAAAACCUCAGUGCGAUACAGCAGGAUGGAAGCUGUAACAGCAGGACUUGUGAGAUCUAUAAGCCAAAGAUUCUGCCACGCAGCCUGCCAGCAAGAAGUGAGCCACAGAGCAGCAGCAGCAGCAGCAGCGCUCCAGCUGCCACUGGGAACAGGGAACUUGAGCAAGAUGAUGUAGUGCUAGACCUUAGCUUGAAAAAAGAGCUAGUGAAGGCCAAUGAUCCUCUGAGCCCAGCUGGACAGACCGAGGUGACUCCUAAAGGAGAAUGUGGUGAGGAGGAGGCGAAAGAGGGACCACUCAAAAAGCAGAGGGUGUUCGAGAGUUCCAAGACCCAGGCCUUGCCUUUGUCAGUGGAAAAUAGCUCCGGGGACAAGAGCAACUUCCAGAGCUCGACAGCCUUCAUGUUCAAAAAAUACAAAAUCUCUAAAUCUAUCCCAACACGAGCGGUGCCCCCAAUACAGGCCAAAAGCUCCCCGGCAGCCGCCCAGGCCAACAGCCCACCGGCAGCCACGCACGGCCCCCCAGCAGCUUCCCAGGCCAAUAGUCCCCUGGCACCCGCGCAGGUUCCUCCAGCAGCUGCCCAGGCCAACAUCCCCCUGACAGUGACGCAGGGCCCCCUGGAGACCUCCCAGGCUAACAGCCCCCUGACAGUGACACAGGGUCCCCUUGCAGCCACCCAGGCCAACAGUUCCCCAGCACCCGUCCAGGCCAACAGCCCCCUGGCAGUGACACAGGGCCCUCCAGCACCCAUCCAGGCCAACAUCCCCCUGGCAGUGACACAGGGCCCUCCAGCACCCGUCCAGGCCAACAGCCCCCGAGCAGCGAUGCAAGGCCCCCCAGCAGCCACCCAGGCCAACAUCCAACCCUUGCAGAUGACAUGCCUUUAUCUGAAACUUCCCGACAUUUCAAAGUCUCUGUCCCCCAGUGCCCCAGAGGCCUCCCCGGCACUGGGUGAGGCCAACGUCUCGCUGCCCAGCAACUGUGAACCCCCUGUCCAGCAGACUUCAUCCAGCCAAUAUUUCACUGCAUUGCACAUAUCUCUCUGCAACAGGAUUUCAUAUUUUGUGUCCGGAACAUCUCCGGAGCUCCUCAAGCAGUGGCUGAGGAGGGUGGAGCUGGAUGAAGAGCAGAAAGAGAGCUCAAAAUCUCCCCUCAAACCCAAGAAUGGUUCCCGGAUCCUGGAAGCUCAGAAAGCCUCCAAAGGCAAGGAGAUCUGGCUGGGUUUCCAGGAUAACAGCAUGCUCCUCAGCAAGCUGCUGUCUCAGUUGGAGACCUUCAUGUUCACUCGCAAGUGUCCCUUCCCACAUGUGAUUCGAGCAGGUGCCAUCUUCAUUCCCAUUCAUGUGGUGAAGGAGAAACUGUUCCCCAAGCUUUCUGGAGCAUCUGUGGACCACGUGCUGCAGGAGCACAAGGUGGAGCUGCGCCCAACCACCCUGUCUGAGGAGAAGCUUUUGAGGGACUUAGAGCUUAAAUGCUGUACUUCCAGGAUGCUGAAGCUGCUCGCCCUGAAACAGCUGCCUGACAUCUACCCAGACCUUCUGAAUCUCCACUGGCAUGACUGUGUCAAGCACUAUCUUGGUGAACCUGGCGCAGGGACUCUGACAGAUGAAGGCAAAGGAGUAGCAGUGGAUUACGUGAAGAAAAAAGCAAAUGGGGGCCUGAUAAGCGCAAGAGCCGGAAUGCCGGCCAACUUGUUCAAGGGAAAGCACAGGAAAGGAAAGUUUCUGAUCUCAUCUAAGCAGGGAUCUCCUUUCCAGGAGGGUACUGCUGCCCUGGGACCAGAGAAAACCCAGCCGCUUGACGAAAAGCCUCAGGGAAGCUUCUCCCCUCCUGAUGGAGGGGAUACUUUGCUCAAGGAUGGGAGACCAUCUUCCCAAGUUGUUCCCAGCUCCCUGGAUUCAAAACCAAAUGGACUCCCACCACCCUCUUGUGCCAAGAAGAAACUUCUCCAAACCCAAAAGCCUUGUAGAACCCUUCAGCUGAAGCUGACCAGUAAGGCAUCCAGGAAGACCAGGAGUACCUCAAGGGUUCUGCACCUCCGGAACUCAAUGGUCCGGAUCAAAUUCCAGAGAGUCCUUCGGGGAGUGCAGAGGACUCCUCUCCAUGACACUAGCAGGAUGAGGGGGAGGGGUCCAGCUUCAAGGCGGGGCUGCUCCCUCCUCAGCAAGACCUUCAGGCACGAUACAGAGAGUCCAACCUCCCCAUCCAGGUACCCAGAACUGGUGGGCAAGCGGAUCAGACAUUUGUAUGAGGAGAAUGACAAAACAGAGGCCUGGUACCAGGGGGUAGUGCUGAGGAUCCACAAGCAUCACAAGGACCCCCUCAAGACCGUGUAUGAGGUGAAGUAUGACAGCGAGCCUGAGUGGCAGUACUACCUGGAGAUCCUGCAGGACUACAAGAAAGGCUGGCUGAAAGUGGAUGAAUGAAAGUGGACCUUGGCCAUCGCUGGUGGCUCGCAGCACUAAUGGCUCCAACUCAGAGUAAAAAGCUCUGGGACUUGUUUAUUGUCUUCCCCACCCUGGUCCCAUCUCAGUCAAUAGACUAAAUGGACCCAGAUGUCGAUGGGGAGAAAUGCCACAUAACGAAAUGAGUUCAUUCCUUUCUCCUCCCCCACUCACCCUGCACCUUCUGAAUGGACAUCAAAGCACCAAUGUGCCUUGUGUCUGUAGCAGGAAGUUCAGAAGAUAAAUUCCACAUGGAAGGCCACUGGACUUGGUUCAGUGGGAGAGGAAUAAUUGCAUCUAUUCAAAGCAAUAUUUCCCCCAGACUGACCAUUCUCCCCUAAUCCAUAACCUCCCAUCGUUCCUUAUUGGCAUGGAUAUCCCCCAACCGGGGAGAGCAGUCUCCUUCCUGGAGGCUGGGCUCUCACAUGGAGGCCACCUUCAGUGUUCAAAGGGGACAGGCCCUCCACGUGCACAACCCCAGCAGCUUAUAGAGGGCACCACACCAAACACAUGUAGCUCAGGAGUAUAGCAAGGAAGUGGUGUCACUCUGUUCUUCCAGUAGGCACCUUUUCUUUUAAUCUCCUUUGCUCCCACUUGAUUUUUGUCGGAUCAUCUCUCUCUUUACACAGCCUCCCGGCCACUGUUUUCAGAUAGAAUGUAUUUCUGCUCUUUCACACUCACCUGACUGACAGUUUGUGCAGGUUCCUGUUCAAAAUGCACCCUACGAGCAAUCCCCCCUGGGUCUAGCUGGUGACUGCUGGAGACACAACAUCCUUGAAGCUGAGUUGCAAUUGAACACAGGGGGCUUGAUUCUGCUGCCACGGAGUCAGUGGGAGUCAGGCCAUGACUUUCCAUGGAGCAGGAUCUGGCUCUUUACAGUCAAAAUUUGUGAUUUUGUGCACUCUAUGCAAUCCUCUUGGAGAUGGUUUGAUCUUGCACAGGAUCUAAACUGGUUCUGAAUUUGGUCCUUAUACAUCUCCCCCUCCCCACAACACACACAGUUGUUUUUUUUUUUUAAUAUUCCUUUUUAGUUUAAUAUUCUAUGAUGGGUUUUGAAAGGUGCAUUUUCUGUGGAGCUGGAAGCUCUACAAGAGACAGACUAAGCCCACUCAUGUUAGUGGCCUCAUUGCUUCCAGAGCAGUUUGUGUGGGCUUGCUGAUGGGUACUUUUAAGAACACUUCAGAAUGUACAGCACUGACUGGCUGGGACAGGAGCAGCGACUGGCUCUGUUUUUCAUUGCUAAUCUUGUAAACCUUUCCCCUUUCAACCAAGAGUGGCUAAUCUCUAUCUGAUCUGCUUAGCAGAAGUACCCCCCCCCCCCUUUUUUUUUUUAAAUGGGGGAGAGGUUGUUUGAUUCAAUGUUUUGGGUUUUUUGGGGAUGGAGAGAACCUUUACUUUCUGCCCCUAAAGGAAGAAAAGCUAACCAUCAGGGGAGCUGCUCUAAGAACUGCCAUCUACAUCUUCAUUGCAAUGCUCCCCACCACUCAGCCAACAUUCGCUUCUCCCUCCUUCUUUAUACAUACUUUAUUCAUUAAAUAUAGCUUCUUGCUUUAACUCCCUGUCCUUUUUAAUUGUGAAGGGCUACAGAGAUUAAACAGACCAUCGGGAUUAUGACUUCCAUAGUUACAGGACUGAUUUUGUUGUUUUAAAUGAAAACAUUUUAAAAAUGUUAUGAACUUACCUUUGUAAGGAGCUGCUGCCUUGAGGUUUUGUUUUUUCGUUUGUUUGUUUGUUUUAUUUAAACCUUUGUAUUCCCCUGUUAACUUUGCUGAAUCAAGGUGAAGUGAGAUAGUGUCACCGGUUAGGAGCUCGAUUUUUGUGUCGUAGCUGAGAGACAUUCUCAGUGGGUUUUAAAGACUGAUUUCUUUUUUUAAACCUGAUUACAAAGCAGGUCCUGGAUGCUCACUCCUCGCUGUCUUUUUAAGGAGUUCUUAGGGAAUGCACAUACCGGUGAAUAUCCUUUAUACUUGACAAGGAAAUGGGGACUAUCCUAAUGUAACAAUAAAAUGGGGGGGGGAGAAGGAGAGAGACCUCAUAUGUCAUCAGAACAGAGAUCAUUUCACUUCCUAUAACACUGUAAUGAUUCCGGACACAAUAGUGAAGUCUCCCUCUCAUCAGCUGAAAUGAAUGGCUAAGAACUGACACAUCUGUGCUCCACCAGGCAACCGAAUGGGACUGAUUAUUGUGCAGUAGAGAUGUAUAAGAGCAAAGGCCUUUACAGACUCUACACACAGGUAUUUUCAGCUGGUCGGGGGAGCUGAGGAACAAGUUAAGAGAAUUUUUUUUUUCUCCACUACAGGAAGUAUUUAUUUUCAACCUACAAAACUAAAACUAGUGGACUAGUCUUUUCAAAAUGGUGUUUUCCUGCUUCUGGAGGCAGUUGCUGCUGCUGCUGCUGCUGCUGUUGCAUUGAGUAUCAUUUGAUUUUUAAAAUGCUUCUACUGAACCCGCAGGCGACUUGGAAGGAGGGGUUCCCUGUGCUGUUCGUGCACUCUCUUGCCAUGUGCAGUCUGUCAGUAGCAUUGUAAAGCUAUUCGGAGACCAGUGUUUGUAAAUAAUGUAAUUUUUUUUGUAUAGAGUCGAAGUGGGAGAAAGUCCUUCACGUUAUUUAAUAUUUUGUAAGAAUAUCACCGUAAGAGGUGCCUCGCCCUGAUUAAAGUGUUUGGUUUGUUUUUGAA